Messenger RNA from Echinops telfairi (small Madagascar hedgehog), 3109 nucleotides. RefSeq names its product zinc finger protein 598, E3 ubiquitin ligase (gene ZNF598). NCBI's taxonomy places the organism in Eukaryota, Metazoa, Chordata, Mammalia, Afrosoricida, Tenrecidae. Bases 1 to 2637 code for a protein of 878 amino acids. Gene Ontology annotation, molecular function: ubiquitin protein ligase activity; ribosome binding. The record is from RefSeq and is a predicted model, not a curated record. The transcript is spliced from 12 exons. Gene Ontology annotation, biological process: protein ubiquitination; rescue of stalled cytosolic ribosome.
AUGGCGGCGGCGGCUGGUGCCGUCGGGCGGCGCACGGCCCCGGAGGCGGCGGCGGCCGAGCGGGGCGGUGGGAGCUGCGUGCUGUGCUGCGGGGACCUGGAGGCCACGGCGCUGGGCCGCUGCGACCACCCAGUGUGCUACCGCUGCUCCACCAAGAUGCGGGUGCUUUGCGAGCAGCGCUACUGCGCCGUGUGCCGCGAGGAGUUGCACCAGGUGGUCUUUGGGAAGAAGCUCCCAGCAUUCGCCACCAUCUCCCUCCAACAGCUGCAGCACGAGAAGCGGCAUGACAUCUACUUCACUGACAGCCAGGUGUUUGCCUUGUACAGGCAGCUGUUGCAGCACGAGUGUCCCCGGUGCCCUGCGUUGCCGCCCUUUGGCCUCUUCGGGGACCUGGAGCAGCACAUGCGAAGGCAGCACGAGCUCUUCUGCUGCAAGCUCUGCCUCAAGCACCUCAAGAUCUUCACGCACGAGCGCAAGUGGUACUCGCGCAGGGACCUGGCGCGGCACCGUAUGCAAGGGGACCCAGACGACACGUCGCAUCGCGGCCACCCUCUCUGCAAGUUCUGUGACGAGCGCUACCUGGAUAACGACGAGCUGCUUAAGCACCUGCGCCGCGACCACUACUUCUGCCACUUCUGUGAUGCCGACGGCGCCCAGGACUACUAUAGUGACUACACUUACCUGCGUGAGCACUUCCGGGAGAAGCAUUUCCUGUGCGAGGAGGGCCGCUGCAACCUGGAGCAAUUCACCCACGCCUUCCGCACCGAGAUCGACCUCAAGGCCCACCGCACUGCCUGCCACAGCCGGAGCCGCGCCGAGGCCCGCCAGAACCGCCAAAUCGACCUGCAGUUCAGCUUCACGCCCCGGCACCCACGACGCGGUGACGGCGUCAUCGGGGGCGAGGACUACGAGGAGGUGGACAGGUAUAACCGCCAGGGCCGGGCAGGCCGGGUCGGAGCGCGUGGAGCCCAGCAGAGCCGCCGCGGGAGCUGGAGGUACAAGAGGGAGGAAGAGGACCGGGACGUGGCGGCGGCCAUCCGGGCCUCGGUGGCUGCACAGCAGCAGGAUGAGAAGCACAGGAAGGACGCCCGUGAGGAGGGUGCCCGGGCCAAGGAGGAGGCAGUGGGGCGGGGCUCUUCGGAGCCACGUGGCACCCGGCACCCUCUACGGCCCCAGGGUGAAGGUUCAGGCGCCAAGGAAGUUGCGGCGAACGGUCCUGUGAGCCAAGAAGCCUCCCAAACAUCAGGGCCAGCCUCGGGGGCCUUGCCUCCAAGCCUACCACCUGCACCCAAACUCAAGGAUGAGGACUUCCCCAGCCUGUGCUCAGCACCCCCUGUGGCCGGGUCAGGCCCUGCAGGCAGAACCCCAGCCUACCCCAUGGCCACCAGGGACAGGGGCACCUUCCAGGAGGAUGACUUCCCUGCCCUGGUCUCCUCGGCUGCCCGUCCCUACGCCUCUCACACCAGCAUCAUCUCAGCCUGGAACAGCAGCAGGAAGGGGGCACUGCCCGCAGGGGCCCCAGCUGCUGCUGUUGGUGGGGGCUCAUCGGCCAGAAAGUCUGGGAAAGCAAGCAGUAAGGGCGCCCCACGGGGCGGCCCACCCCCUGUAGAGGAGGAGACCCCCCAGGAGCCACCCAGUUUGCCCAUCGUGCCCCCUGCUGCCUCUCAGCUGGCCACUGUGCAGGCCAGCACCAAGGUCGGCCGGAAGAAGAAGGUGGGCUCCGAGAAGUCUGCUGCCUUGUCAUCCUCACCCUCUGCCCGCACGGGAAAGGCCCCUGACAAAGCCCUGCCCGAGGCUGAGCAGCUCCCUGAACCAGCUGCUGUCACUCUCAACGGACAUGUGGAGGGGCUGGCCCUGGCAUGUGGCAGCACCCCCAAGGAACCCCCUGGGCUCCAGAGACCCCCAGGACCCCCGCCCUGCCUCAUACCCCAGGAAGAUUUCCCUGCCCUUGGUGGCCCAGGCCCACCCAGGAUGCCACCUCCUCCAGGGUUCAACACGGCAGUGCUGCUGAAGCCAGUGUCACCUCUACCCCCACCAGGGCUGGUGACCCCCAUGAGCAAGCCACCCCCCGGCUUUGCAGGACUCCUGCCCAGUCCACAGCUGACCUGUGUGCCCAGCACCCGCACGAAAGCGCCCAACCCGACAGUCCCACCCCAGGCCUACCUGGUCCCUGAGAACUUCCGGGAGAGGAAUCUGAAACUGAUCCAGUCCAUCAGGGACUUCCUUCAGAGUGACGAAGCCCGUUUUCGAAAGUUCAAGAGUCAUUCUGGGGAGUUCCGACAGGGUGUGACCUCCGCCGCCCAGUACUACCAGAGCUGCCGCGACCUGCUGGGCGAGAGCUUCCUGAAGAUCUUCAACGAGCUGCUGGUGCUCCUGCCUGACACAGCCAAGCAGCAGGAGCUGCUGUCGGCACACGCGGACUUCCGAGGCCACGAGCCACUGCCCGGCACAAAGGCCAAGAAGAGUCGGAAAGGCCCGUGGCAGGCCAGCACACAGACGGCCGGCCUGGACUGCUGCGUGUGCCCUACCUGCCAGCAGGUGCUGGCCCACCAUGACGUCCAAAGCCACCAGGCCCUGCAUGCUGCCCGAGACGAUGACUUCCCCUCCCUGCAGGCCAUUGCCAGGGUCAUCACGUAGCCGCUGCCAGCGCGGGCAGAAGCUGCAUUUAGUUGACCUCUGCCCGCCUCCCUAUCUCCCUCAAGGCUGCCAGGCAGCCAGAUGAAGCCACCUUCCAGGCCCCAGGGAGGCCUGGCCCUGCCAGCAUGUGGCCACACAGAAGUGCCAUCCGGCUUCCUCAGCGAGCGAGCACAGACCUGGCUCAGGCCGGCCUCAGGGAGGGCAUGGCCGGGAAGUGAGCCCUCUUGAGCAGUGGGCUUCAGCACCUUUGGCCUCCCGAGGUAGAGGCCCAUGGGGGCCAGGUGCCAUGAGUGUGUGUGUAAACAGUUGGCAGUUUCGUGGUUCAGGAAGGUUCCGGAUUAAAAGCAGACGCAAAAUUGUGCUACUUGAAAUUGAAUCUUUUUACGUACAAGCUGAAUCUGGGCUCUCAAAUUGCCUCUGAUCUUUUAUAAGACAAUUUAUCUUAUAAAAAUAAAUUUAUUUUUCAAUACGG